UAUAAAAGAGUAUGUUACUAUGGAAGCUGGGAAAUCUAUAAAACAGGAAUCUAUAAAUUUACAGCUGAUAAUAUUUCACAUCUAGAUCUCUGUACUCACUAUAUCUAUUCAUUCGCUGGUAAUGCUUCAAAUCGUACACGCGCUAAUAUAAUUAUUUGUAUUUCAGUCGGAUAUAAGAAACUAACAGAUAAAAAGAGGAUCAAUCCUGAUAUGAAGGUGAUACUAGCUGUAGGAGGCUGGGCGUUUGGAGUGAAGGAAUUUUCAGACUUGGUGAAGACUAACGCCAGUAUUGAUCUAUUCUGUGAGAAUGCUGUGAAGUAUUUAAGGAAAUGGAGAUUUGAUGGUGUAGAUAUAGACUGGGAAUAUCCGGCUAAUCGUGGAAGUCCAGCAAGUGAUAAAAAGAACUUUGCUACGUUACUUGAGAAAUUAAGAAAAAGAUUUGAUCGUGAAGCAAGAGAAACUGGUCGACCUCGACUUUUGUUGUCGUCAGCAGUUCCGAUUACUAAGUCGAUCGUUGAUUCUGGUUUCGACAAGAAACGAAUUGGAAAAGCUGUAGAUUUUUUAAAUGUAAUGGUAUAUGAUUUAUAUAAUACAUUCUCCAACAAAGUGGGUCAUCAUGCUGCUCUUUAUCCGAGGACAGAUGCUACUGGUGAGGAUUUACAACUUAAUGCUGAAUGGGGUAUGAGAUAUUGGGCUGAGGAAAUCGAGAAAGAGAAACUUAUACUCGGUCUACCAACUUAUUCGCGUACAUUUACUAUGAAUACUACGGUUAACCAACCAGGAAACUGGAGUCUUAGUUCCGGGGUAGCGUUUACUACAGUAACUACAGCAAAUUAUUACGAGAUCUGUAAAAAAUUAAAAGAGGGUGAAUGGACAGAAGGCUGGGAUGAUGAACAGAGUGUCCCAUUCGCCUUCACAGGUACAGAAUGGUCGGGCUAUGAUAAUGAGAGAAGUGUUAAGGCUAAGGCGGAAUUCGUCAAAGACAACCAAUAUGGCGGACUGAUGGUGUGGCAGUUGGCCUCUGACGAUUUUCCAGGAACAGCAUGUGGGAAAGGGAAAUUCCCUAUCGUUAGCGCUAUGAAGAAAUCUUUGGAGGGUUCCAGGGGUAAGAAUUCAGUGUUCAGUCGCAAUUUCGACCCAUAA
Molecule: messenger RNA, 1143 nt
Organism: Lottia gigantea (owl limpet)
Lineage: Eukaryota; Metazoa; Mollusca; Gastropoda; Lottiidae
Exons: 7
Biological process (GO): carbohydrate metabolic process; chitin catabolic process
Cellular component (GO): extracellular region
Molecular function (GO): chitin binding; chitinase activity
Source: RefSeq, a predicted model, not a curated record